AUGGAUGAUAUUAAUGAAACAAGCUUUGUUGUUGAUGAAGUAUCAAAUGUAAUUAAAGAGAGUAUUGAAGUGACAAUCGGCUCACAAUCAUAUCAACAAGCAAAAAUAAAUACGUGGACAUCAAAUAUUGUUGAAGCCAUUCUAAAUUCGUUAACAAAAUUAAAUAAGCCAUUUAAAUAUAUUGUCU
Didymodactylos carnosus is the source of this 187-nucleotide messenger RNA. Lineage: Eukaryota; Metazoa; Rotifera; Eurotatoria; Philodinida; Philodinidae. The record is from the annotation of a GenBank genome assembly.